Quercus robur (English oak) is the source of this 2423-nucleotide messenger RNA. RefSeq names its product serine/threonine-protein kinase D6PK-like. The transcript has 4 exons. Gene Ontology annotation, molecular function: protein serine/threonine kinase activity; ATP binding. Gene Ontology annotation, cellular component: nucleus; cytoplasm; plasma membrane. The record is from RefSeq and is a predicted model, not a curated record. Gene Ontology annotation, biological process: protein phosphorylation. NCBI's taxonomy places the organism in Eukaryota, Viridiplantae, Streptophyta, Magnoliopsida, Fagales, Fagaceae. Bases 400 to 2226 code for a protein of 608 amino acids.
CUAACACAAGCUUUUUUUUAUUUAUUUUUUUCUCACUUUCUCUCUCUCUCUCUCUCUCUCCACACAUUUGAGGAGAAGGAGUUCUCUAACACAUUGCUCUCCUUUAUCUCUCUCAACAGUAGUGAGUGAAUGAGUUAAGUAAGUGAGUUUAGAGAGUGAGUCAGUGCUCUUUUCUUCCACUCUGCUAAAGCAAAGGUCCCCUCCAAAGUUCUGAUCUUUGAGACUCUCUCUGUGAGCAUCUGGGUCUUUGUGGGGUUCCUGGAUCCAAAGAGAUAUUACCCUGCUAUGAUGGACUUGGAAAUGAAAAUAAUUGUUACUGUAAAUGGUGGGAGUUAUGUGGUGAGAUUGGGUGCUGAGUGAUGGAUAUAUUCAAUCGGAUCUGUCUAAUAAGUUCCCAUUAUGUCGAUGGCCUCAAAAUCCAGUACCAGAACUUCUCCAGAGAAGCAGAGAAAAUUAAUUGGUAGUCAAACAGUAGAAGGAAACUUUCGUAGGCCUGCACCCUUGCAGAUUACAAAGACAAGCAAAUCAGAGCCGGUUACUCCAAGAAAAUUACCAAAGGGUGUCCAAGAAAUCACAUCGAAGCAGGUUCCUGUAGAAACCAUUACAGAAAAAGGAUCACUGAGUUCUCAUCAAAAGGAGUCCAACAACUCUUUAGCUAAAAAAUUAGAUUCAAGUUUAUCGUUAAGUGAUCCAAAACAAGUGCCAGCUAAUGUAAGACCUGCGGUGAAGGAGACUAAGGGUUCACUAGAAGGUGGGGCUGAUCAAGAAAAGAAGACAUUGGAGCACGGACUUAGCCCGGCUUCAGCUAAAGUCAGUGAUGGAACUAGCAGUCUUGGGAAGACUAGUGGGAGUGCCAAAAUUAGUGACCGUGUAGAUUACGUCGAGAGUGGGAAAAGCAGCAUCUGUAGAGGUAGCACAAGCAGUGAUGUGAGUGAUGAAAGCACUUGCAGCAGCUUAAGUAGCACUAUUAACAAACCUCACAAGGCAAAUGACAUACGAUGGGAAGCCAUACAGGCUGUCCGAGCAAAAGAUGGCGUGUUGGGUUUGAACCAUUUUAGACUUCUAAAGAAGUUAGGUUGUGGAGAUAUUGGAAGUGUCCAUCUUUCUGAGUUGAGUGGAACAAAAUGUUAUUUUGCAAUGAAGGUUAUGGACAAAGCAUCUUUAGCAAGCCGUAAAAAACUGCUUCGGGCUCAGACAGAAAGAGAGAUACUACAGUCUUUAGACCAUCCCUUCCUCCCGACCUUGUAUACCCAUUUUGAGACGGAAAAGUUUUCUUGUUUGGUGAUGGAGUUCUGCCCUGGAGGUGACUUGCACACACUUCGGCAGAGGCAACCAGGGAAGCAUUUUUCUGAACAAGCAGUAAAGUUCUAUGUAGCUGAGGUUCUCCUUGCUUUGGAGUAUCUACACAUGCUUGGAAUAGUUUAUCGUGACCUCAAGCCAGAAAAUGUCCUUGUGAGAGAAGAUGGACACAUUAUGCUUUCUGAUUUUGACCUUUCCCUCCGCUGUGCUGUAAGCCCAACAUUAGUCAAGUCUUCUGCACUUGAUUCUGAACCCUUGCGCAAAAACACAGUUUACUGUGUCCAACCAGCUUGCAUUGAACCCUCCUGUAUCCAACCAUCUUGUGUGGUGCCUACAACAUGUUUCGGGCCUCGUUUAUUUUCAAGCAAAUCCAAGAAAGAACGAAAACCCAAGAAUGAAAUGGGAAACCAAGUCAGCCCAUUGCCAGAGCUUAUUGCCGAGCCAACCAAUGCUCGCUCAAUGUCAUUUGUUGGAACCCACGAGUACUUGGCACCUGAAAUUAUCAAAGGUGAAGGGCAUGGUAGUGCUGUUGAUUGGUGGACUUUUGGGAUCUUUCUCUAUGAGCUCUUGUUUGGCAAGACUCCUUUCAAGGGAUCAGGGAAUCGGGCCACCUUGUUCAAUGUUGUAGGUCAACCACUACGAUUCCCAGAGUCACCAGUGGUGAGCUUUUCGGCAAGAGACUUGAUAAGAGGCUUGCUAGUGAAAGAACCACAGCAUAGGUUGGCAUAUAAACGUGGAGCAACAGAGAUUAAACAGCAUCCCUUUUUUGAAGGCGUAAACUGGGCUUUGAUUCGUUGUGCUAGCCCACCAGAGAUUCCAAAGCCAGUCGAGAUUGAGCAAAUUCCAGGCCCUAUGGCAUCAACUAGUGACAAAGCUGCUCCUGCUGGUUACCCUGAUCAAAAUUAUUUAGAAUUUGAUUUCUUUUAAUUAUUUUCAGAACCAAUCUUGCUUCUUCUUCUUCUUCUUCUUCUUCUUCUUUCCCUUAUUUUUUUUCUUCCCUUUUUGCUUGAGAAAGAUGUAGAGUUUCUUAAUUGCUGAUUAUGUGAAAAUUAGGGUUUUUUAUAUCGAUAACGACAAUAUGUUUGAUGUUUUUAUGAAUCAUUUUCAAAUUUGUGUUGCAGAAA